AGAGAGAGAGAGAGAGAUGGCUGGUUUGCUAGCAUGGGCAGCGGACGUAGUGGGAGCGGGUGGGGCACAAAGUAACGAAGAAGACGACCCCAAUUCGAUCCCAAUAGUAUUCUCCGCAGAGCAGCAAAAGUACGUACAAGAACUGGACCAGAAAGCGUCUUCUCUGAGCCGUGCGAUCCAGGAUCUACGGCUGAGAUUGCCUCCCCCUGACAUCUCCCAACGCCUCCCUCACCUCCACGCCCACUCCCUCGCUUCCAACGCCGCUCUCGCCCUCCAACUCAACUCUCACUCGGCCACACGCGAGCAGGCCCAACUGAGAGAGGUGACGCUGCAGGAAGAAAAUGCUGCGUAUGAAAAGGCUAUAUCAAAUUGUGAGAAUAAAAUACAGGAGAAAAUGCAGGAGGCAGUCCUCCUUCAGAGGAAGUUACAGGAAAUGGAUGAGACUGCAAAGAAUCUUGAAGCAGAGCUGGAAAGUACAGAAGCUGCUUUGGUUGCCAGCCAAUCUGGCCGAUUCAAUGAUUCAGUUGUUCAAUCCAAGUUGGUAGUGGAAGGUGGACCAAAUACAGAAGAGUCAAACUCUGCUCUACUGGAGAAGUUAGAAAACAAGAAAAACGAAUUGAGUUCAACAGAGGGGGUAGUUCAAGAUUUGGAGAAAAGAUGGGCUCAAGUUCAGGAUAAGGCGUUGAAGCAGCCUACCCCAGCUCAGAGAGAGAAGAUAUUAGAUAAACAGCUUCACAGCCUAAUUGAGCAACUGGAAGCAAAACAGGCACAAGCUGAAAGCCUGUUUAGUGACAUUCAUAUAAAAGAAAUGGAGCUAGAAAGAUUGAAUGGAUUGUGGAGGAGGGUUGAAAGUAGUAACCUAGAAGUGAAUGCUGCCAGGAAUCGGUUUGGAAGAAGCACAUCUGAGAGGGGAUCUGCUUCUUCAGAUUAUAUUGUUGAUUUUCAUCUCAAACCCCAUUACCAUGGUGGCCGAUCUGAAAAUCAGCAGAAAUUUAUGCUACUCAGGUCGACUUUUGUGCUCUACAUUUUUGCUUUACACAUAUUGGUCUUCAUCAAGAUUUCAUUAUGAAGAGUACCCUUUAUCCCAAGAAUGCUGAAGCUUCAUCAAUAUUUGUUUGAAUGGCAAGCUCAAGUAUUUACCAAGUUACAUCUCCACACUUUAAUAAGAAAAUUUCGUAUGUAUAUUUAAUGUAUUUUAUAUCCCAUUUUCUGUAGAUUCAUAUGCUUAUGCCAACUUGAGAUUUAAAUGUUUCAUCAUUUAAUACAAUACUAUUAUGAAGGAUGAAGCAUAUUCCCACAGAUUGAAUACGAAAGGACUGAAUGGGAGAUACAGCUUUGAUGUAUUA
This is a messenger RNA of Corylus avellana, 1346 nucleotides long. RefSeq names its product golgin family A protein. The record is from RefSeq and is a predicted model, not a curated record. Lineage: Eukaryota; Viridiplantae; Streptophyta; Magnoliopsida; Fagales; Betulaceae.